UCCGACUGAGUGUACCCGGAAGAUUUGGAUGCAAGUUUUUCUGUAACGUGCAUCCAUAUGUCGACCUAUUUUAUUAUAAAUUAAAUGUAAUAUAGGUGAUUUCAGAGAUUUAUAUCCGAAACAAUGUUGUCUUUAGAUUUCCUAGAUGAUGUGCGUCGCAUGAAUAAGCGGCAGCUCUAUUACCAGGUGCUGAACUUUGGUAUGAUUGUGUCCUCUGCGCUCAUGAUAUGGAAAGGAUUGAUGGUUGUGACGGGCAGUGAAAGUCCCAUUGUUGUUGUUCUCAGUGGGAGUAUGGAGCCAGCUUUUCACAGAGGAGAUCUCCUUUUUCUGACAAACCGAGUGGAGGACCCCAUCAGGGUUGGAGAGAUUGUGGUCUUCAGGAUAGAGGGCAGAGAGAUCCCAAUAGUACACAGGGUGCUGAAGAUUCAUGAAAAGGACAACGGAGACAUAAAGUUCCUGACCAAAGGUGACAACAAUGCAGUUGAUGACAGAGGGCUGUACAAGCAAGGGCAGCACUGGCUGGAGAAGAAAGAUGUGGUGGGGAGGGCCAGAGGGUUUGUGCCAUACAUUGGAAUUGUGACCAUUCUGAUGAACGAUUACCCCAAAUUCAAGUAUGCUGUCCUUUUCAUGCUCGGCCUGUUUGUGUUGGUCCAUCGAGAGUGAGGGGAUUACCAGACCAGUACUGAUCGAUCCCAUGAAGGAAAGCUUCACCAUGCCUUUCAAGACAGAAUUAUGUUUAUUACAAAGAAGACCUUGCUUUCUUUACCAUCUAUUUGGCUUUUUUUGUAGAAAUAUGGAUUGUGUGUUUAUAUUUCAAAGUCACAGGUGUAAAAGUAUGUUGUUGAGAUUUAAGUUGUAGAAUGAAAAGCCAAUUUUCUUUUGUCUCAAAAUGUGAAAUUAAAUGGUUAAUUGAAUCCCGUUUUACUAAGGAAAGCAUUGCGUAAAAAUGAACUUUGUAUGAUAAAUGAGUAUGUGUGUGACAAUAAAAGGAUCUGUUACCUUCUA
Molecule: messenger RNA, 1005 nt
Organism: Osmerus eperlanus (European smelt)
Lineage: Eukaryota; Metazoa; Chordata; Actinopteri; Osmeriformes; Osmeridae
Gene: sec11a
Product: SEC11 homolog A, signal peptidase complex subunit
Exons: 6
Coding region: 124-663 (179 amino acids)
Cellular component (GO): signal peptidase complex; membrane
Molecular function (GO): serine-type endopeptidase activity
Source: RefSeq, a predicted model, not a curated record